Staurois parvus is the source of this 531-nucleotide messenger RNA. NCBI's taxonomy places the organism in Eukaryota, Metazoa, Chordata, Amphibia, Anura, Ranidae. The record is from the annotation of a GenBank genome assembly.
GCACCUAUCCUGCCUUUAACCCUGUAAAAGAGCCCUCUGUAGCAACUGCUCCCUCUCCUGUCCCAUCCUCCACCUGAAGCCUCUACUCGGCCUGAAGCCUCUACUCGGCCUGAUGCCUCUACUCGGCCUGAUGCCUCUACUCGGCCUGAAGCCUCUACUCGGCCUGAAGCCUCUACUCGGCCUGAAGCCUCUACUCGGCCUGAUGCCUCUACUCGGCCUGAAGCCUCUACUCAGCCGGACGCCGGCAUUCAGCCUGAUGCCUCUACCCAGCAUGAUGAACUGAUCCAGCCUGACGAUCCUAUUAGGCCAGUUGACUCGAUGCCCGCUGUUGAUCCAGAUGAUCCGGUACCUGAUCCGGUGCCCGCUGUCGAGCCAAAUGACCUGAUGCCUGGUGACCCAGUGCCCGCUGUCAUACCUGGUGACCCGAUGCCCGCUGUCGAGCCAGACAAUCCGGUACCUGAUGACCCGGUGCUCACUGUCGUGCCUGACUCGGAGCCCACUGCCUUGCCAGAUGACGCGGUGCCCGCUGUC